This is a messenger RNA of Monopterus albus (swamp eel), 3769 nucleotides long. It is a transcript of the gene ap5z1, whose product is annotated as adaptor related protein complex 5 subunit zeta 1. The record is from RefSeq and is a predicted model, not a curated record. The transcript is spliced from 17 exons. Gene Ontology annotation, cellular component: AP-5 adaptor complex. NCBI's taxonomy places the organism in Eukaryota, Metazoa, Chordata, Actinopteri, Synbranchiformes, Synbranchidae.
AUAAAACGCAAGUGUUUAAUUACAUUUUAGACCAUGGAAUGUGUGAAUUAAAAUAAGAAGCCAGAAAUCUAAAGCAGAAAUGUGAUGUAAUUUAUAGUACGUGUCCUUAAAGUGAUCAUAUAAGAUACUGGGUAUGUCGUCAAUCAAACGGAAACGAGCAUGCGUUUUUAAUGAGAUAACAUUUUUAGUCGUAUUAGCUAAAUAAAGCCACUGACCGCAGGUUUUACGGUGUAGUUAAUAUGAAUAUGAGCUCAGGGCUGAAAGGCGGAACUAAUGUCAUGUGAUUUCUAGUCAGGACUUGAUUAGCGACCGUACUGUUUAUCUUCCGCUACAGACACACGAAGCAGAGGAAUGCUGAGCUCUUUCUCGAAAUGUAUUCUCACGGCUCAGAGAGUUUAAUUAAACAAGCAAGGGAUAUUGACGAGCCUGAGCUGCAGAGGUUUUACAGCAGAUUAGUCAGGCUGCUCCAGGGGAAGGAGCUCGGGCAUGAGGCGGUCGACUCCCUGCAGAGGCUACUCCUCAUCCUCUUUGCCACCAAGUACACCAGGACGUUGCCAUCAGAGCUUCAGAAGAGGCUGUUAUUGCUCCUCUCAUCCCGAUCAGAGCAGUUCCAGGUGCUGAGUUCAGCUGUGCUCAGGGAGACGCUGCCCCUCUCUGGCCAGGAGCUGAACUACAGCCAGGAGAACAUUGGUCAGCUCAACACCCAUGUUGUUGGCCUGCUGCUCUCACAGGCUGGAUCCAGGGCUGAUCUGUCAUCUCUGUGCGCUCUGCUCCUUCGUGGCCUGGAAAGCCGUCAGUCAGAAGGGCCAGUUCACUUGCUCACACACACCCUGCCAAUCCUCAACACCAUCCUGACACACAGCCCCGAGUGCCUCACUGAAGAUCACGUGACCCUCCUGAGUAAAAAGCUUGUCGAUUGGCUGCGUUAUGCAAGCAUCACACAGGGAGGUGGAGCUUCCUCCGGAGGAUUUUUCACAGGACCUAGGUCGCGUCAGCCAGUGCCAAUAGCAGAGCUGGAUGGGACGGUGUCUGGGGACUUCUUUACUGUGCUGUGUGUGGGCCAAAGCUUCACUGAGGACCAGUGGAUGAAUGUUUACUCCUUUUCUAUACUGCGCCAUUGGCUCCUCACUUUCCAGUGGCAGCACCGCAGCUGAAGCUGGUAUGACCUUACGACUCAUACAAACCACAACCAANNCUCAGAGGUGGACGGAUCAGUGGUUUCUAUGGUUUCAGCAACUUCCUCCUCCAGUCGACUGCUGCCUCCAAAGGAGCGUCUUAGGGAGAAGGCCUUCCAGUACUGCCAGCGUGUUAUUGAACAGAGUGAUCGCAAGGCACACAAGAGGACAGAUUCAGAGCUGCAGAAAGCGUGUCUGGUGGAGGCGGUGCAUAUCCUGGACUGUGUGUGUGUAGAGGACGCCUCGCUGGUCUACCGAACCUUCCCGUGCAUUAAAGCGCUCUUUGGUCGCCUCAGCUCGGACCUGUCGUUCGCCAGAGUCGUGCUGCCCAUAGCACAGUUCUACCUUAACCAUGGUGAGAUGGCGGCAGUGGACUGUGAGAGCGUGUGGAAGCUGGUGUUUGGCCAGUUUCCUGCCGAGCUGUUCAAUGACCCCUUCCUGGCACAUGAGCUUCUACGCUUCCUGCGACUGAACCUUGAGAGCUUGCAGCUCCGAGUGCCACAGUACAUCCACUCCAUCCCAAACCUGUUGAAGUUUCUAGCGUGGGACAGCACGGCUGUGUUGGAUGAUUUUGUGGAUCUGCUGCCCUCUCUGGUGACAGCUGGAACUGCUGUAGAGCUGCUCCACACACUGCUGGACCUGCCCUGUCUCUCGGCCACACUGGUCUUGCAGCACAGGUCGACAUGUUUGCCCAUAUCUGAGCCAGGUGGACGUGGCCUCCUGUCACUGGAUGCAUUUCGAAACCCUUCGUUCAGAGGCCUUUUUCUUUUCCUGCUUCGAGGGGAAGCAGGCUCAGGUGACACAAUCGACAGACUGAGCACGCUCCACGAGCUGCUAGCCGAGGCUGCUGAUUGGCCGAGAGUUGUUCAGUGUGCCCAGACUGUCCCUGUGCUGUUACACAUCUUUUUCAACACUGUUGUUGAAGUAGCUGAUGAGAAGCUAUUAGCCCACCUUAUUCUGGUGAUGCUGGAGAGAAGUAGCCUCCUCCUCAACCUCCCUACAUAUAUCGAAGAGGUCCAUAGAGUGUUCAGCUGCCAUCUGCUGAGGCUGUGCAAGCUCCAGCCCUCGCUGGUAGUGGACCAGUCUCGUGAGCUGGUCGAAUUUGCUGGAACCACAGCCAGCGUCUACAGCAAAGAGGAAAUGUACACGCACGUGGUGUGGGUACUGGGAGAGUACCUCUCUGUGUCAUGUGACUCUCGCUGCUCUGUGAGGCUCAUCACUUCCUGUUUUGAGGCUUUGGAGGCAGUGCUGUUUGAAAUAACUUCAUCUGCCCCACCACCUGGAACGGCUUGUCCUGCUCCUAGAGUUGUCACCACUCUAAUGAGUGCUCUUGCUAAGUUGGCGUCACGGUCACAUGACCUCAUACCCAGGGUGUCUCUUUUCCUCUCCAAGUUAAGGACAGUAACCAGAGGCGGGUCAGUCGUCUGGUGCUCCGAUGAGGAGGACCUCGUUGCCAUAGUAACACGAGGAGAGGAACUGUGGUCGCUGCUGAAAGCCCCCGGUGUGGCACAGAGCGUCUUGACGCCACCACCACAUGUCACCGUGCCGCGGUGGCACCGAGACACCAAUGCAUCCAUGCCGCUGCAACUGCGAACCCUCACCAGCCUCACUCACUCUCAGUGACACACGCCUGCACACACAAAUCAUCAUUUUGCACUGGUACCAGGAGAUGCAUGAGUAUAAGAUAUGAGAAUUUCCUUAUACAUGUAUAUCCUAAUUAAUGUUACAGUAUGUUGAGCACAUCCCCAUGGGAGGAUGCUUUGUGAGAAAUAAGAAUGUAAGAAAAUGAUGAUGGUCAUUUGCUUGCAGCAGUAAAGGGUCCUAUGAUUAAUUUAUUACAGGCUUUUGAAAAACAGUUUAUGAAUUACACAAUAGUUUACACAUAUCAAGUGAGACAGUGGUACUGUAUGAGUUCAUGUUUUCACAGUGGAGUUCCCCCGAUAAAAGAGGAGAAAACCUUCCUGCUGGAGGAUCUUAAGACUUUAAAAAAAUGAAAACAGUGACCUCCUUGCCGCUCUAGAGAAAACACGAGAAGAGCUCCAGAAUGACCGCCAACAAUGGGAGACAGAGAAAUUCUCCCUCAUGGAAGACAUGAGGAAAUAUAAAGCUUCCAAUGUGGCUCAUCUUAAUGAGAUGGCAGCUGAUUUAAAGAAGUGACAAGAGCUGGCAAAGACCUUAUAUCUCCAGGGCAGGAGGACAGGUUUACCCUCCAGGCAGAGCUGGAAAAGUCUCACAGUCCUGCCCAUCAUCUUGAGAAUAAAAAGCUUAUAGCUUGUCUGAAAGGUGCAGAUCAGCAGCUGGGCACCGUAUUUCAACAGUGGCACUGGGACAGGCAUUUCCAACAGAUCUUACUGAAAGAAUCCCAGAGUUCCAGUCUUGCUCAGCUAAAGAUGCAAAAGAAAGAGAGUCACGCAUUUGAAGCUGCUCUAAAGACAGUGAAAGAGUAAUUGAACUCAAAUGGGAAAAUGAUUUAACUCUCCCCCUCAGCUCCGACUUCUGGACAGAAAUGUGCAAUAACAUCUUUUCUAUGACCAGCAAUGUAAACUUACAACUUAUACAAUACAAGACCAUUUACAGGACCCAUACCCAUUCCC